This is a messenger RNA of Rasamsonia emersonii CBS 393.64, 3351 nucleotides long. RefSeq names its product Ubiquitin thiolesterase. The coding region runs from base 1 to 3351 and encodes 1116 amino acids. The transcript has 3 exons. NCBI's taxonomy places the organism in Eukaryota, Fungi, Ascomycota, Eurotiomycetes, Eurotiales, Trichocomaceae. The record is from RefSeq and is a predicted model, not a curated record. Gene Ontology annotation, biological process: protein deubiquitination. Gene Ontology annotation, molecular function: cysteine-type deubiquitinase activity. Gene Ontology annotation, cellular component: cytoplasm.
AUGUCCUCAGAUGCAGCUGUCUUCCCAAGCAGAUCCGACCCGACGCUCUGGAAGGACUUGAGCAGCUCUGGCACAACAAGUGGGAUGCAGCCUUCGGCUGGACGGGCAAGUUGGGCAGGCCCAUAUCAGAAUGGCAAAGCCCCUGGAGCUGGGGAUCGGCGUGCCCGUUUCCCUCACAUAAAGGAUCUCCAAGAUCAGGCUGCGCGAUUGGAUGUGGAUGAAAGGAGUUCAAUACAUCACCUCUUGGGAACGGCUCAAAAAGCGAUGCAGCAGUGUAAAACACUGCUCGAUCAGGAACAGUUGGGAAUGGCUUAUGUCCAAUACCUCCGUGCCUCCGAGAUCACGGUCAAUAUUAUACCCCGCCAUUCGGACUACCGAUCAGCCGUCCACCAGCGCCCUGGCUGGUAUGACCAAUUUUCAGAUCUCAUGUUGUCCAUUCGCACCAAGCAAGCUACCAUGGAUGCCAUUAAGCAGCAGAUAAUUGACGAUAACCUCAAGAACAAUGUCAAUCCCACUGUUUCUGCUUUCGUCGAGAUGACGACGCACACCUCCAGCCCGAGGAGCUCCCGUCACGAAAAGGGUCACGAAAGCGGGUUGUUGAGGAUGCCAAGUCCUUCCGACUUCCAGAGGUCGUCAGAUGGACCGUUGAGACAGGAUGGCUUGCCUCGCAAACCAGUUGAAAACUCGUCUUCGGCGGAGGAUAUGCUGGUUCAACGGUUUGCUAGGUUACGGGCGAACCGGAGCUCUACACCGAGUAAUCAAGUGCCAACAUCCACAGAGGAGAACGGGGUGGCCACUGUGCCUUCUCCGCCGGGACCUCUUUCAGAUUAUCCUCCUAGACCAUCCGUCAAUCUGUCUCAGGGCAAGAUGAACACAUCUCUCAGUUCAGUGCCGCCCCGUCCACUGGGCCCACGAGCCAUGGGGUCUUCUCAAAAUGUACCCAGUCCCCCUACGAAGGCCCCUCUGGAUACUGUCAACGUGUCGCUUCCUCGCGCUCCUAGUCCGGCGUACAGCCCUAUAUGGACUGUGCCAUCCCAGCCACCAUCGAAUCCGCCAAGAACUUCCAGUGAGAGCUCACGCGCAGCGAAUCCCAGGUACUCGCAGCUUUCUGGCUCUCCAAGGGGCAGUCCUAGCCGUGCUUCGGAUGACGACAACCCUUACAGGUCACGAACACCUAACGGAAUUCAUCUAGCUCAAGAAAGCAAGAGCAGCUCCGCGGAGUUACCCCACAGUCCGACGAUUCGGGCGCAACAGCUCCUCGAUUAUAUGCGGAAGUAUAACGUCUUGGUCAUUGACGUCCGUCCUCGCGAUCAAUAUGAUCAGGGUCAUAUAUAUGCGAAAUCCAUUAUAUGUAUCGAGCCUGUGGUUCUGAAAGAAAAUGUUUCUGCGGAAGAGUUGGAAGAGCGUUUGGUGGUCUCUCCCGAGCAUGAGCAGUCUUUGUUCGAACAACGAAAUGAAUUUGAUCUCGUCGUGUACUAUGAUCAAAACACGGACUCUGUCAGCUAUCUUGCCGGGUCUCCUGUGGGAACAUCGGCGCCUCACCUGAGGGCACUCUAUGAUACACUGUAUGAGUUUAAUGCCUACAAGCCCUUGAAAGAUGGACGGCCGCCUGCUCUUUUGCUGGGUGGGCUUGAUGCCUGGGUUGAUUUGGUGGGACAGCAGUCUCUUGCCACGUCUUCUACGGCAGCUGUCAUGGGUUCAAUUCAAGCAAAGAAGCCCGUCCCCUCACCAGGCCGUCCCAUCGGGAGGGUACCCAUGGCGAGUGCCAACUCCAGCUUGGAAGUCAGGAAGAGGAGGCUUCGCGAAUUCACACCGCUCAAUUCGGAAGAGCUUACGGCGUGGAUGGAACGGGCAAAGAGUGAAGAGAUCGAGGCGAACCCGCACGAAGACGAGAACGGUACCGCUGCGGAAGAACAGGAGAAUGUCCAAGGCGAACAAGGGCCCUCUUCACCUUUUGUCCAUACAUAUGAGGAUUUUCUGCGUCGAUUCCCCGAGCCGCAUGCCGUCCAGCAGUCUAUGAUGAUGCCAGAGCCUCGAGUGACAAUGCCAGCUGUACCAAAUUAUGCUGCCCCUGUUCCGGUUGCUCCCUCGCGGCCACCGCCUGCAGUUCCGCGGCCGAGUUACGGCGGCGUUUCUGACGGUCGCCAAAUCCAGCCUACUCUUGCACGUCAGAAUUCUGCAACCAGAACCGCUCUCUACACCCCUAACUCUUCUAUGCAUCAGCUCAAGCUUCCCCGGACCGGUCUCACCAACUUUGGGGUCACUUGCUAUAUGAACGCUACUAUCCAGUGCCUGAGUGCCACGGUCAUGAUGAGCAAAUUCUUCAUUGAUAACCGGUUUCGGUACUACGUCCAGAAGAAUUGGAAAGGCUCUCAGGGCGUCAUGCCGGGGCUUUACGCGAAUCUGAUACGGUCUUUGUGGAAGAACGAUGUGGAAGUCAUCAUGCCCACCUCCUUUCGCAACUUUUGCGGGCGACUGAAUCGGGAAUGGGCCAUCGAUCGGCAGCAGGAUGCGAAGGAGUUCUUUGAUUUCAUCGUCGAUUGCCUGCACGAGGAUCUGAAUAUCAACUGGCAGAGAACGCCGUUACGGCCCCUGACGUUUGCGGAAGAGAUGCAACGAGAGCGAAUGCCUGUUCCCAAAGUAUCGAAGAUCGAGUGGGACCGGUAUUGCCAUCGAGAGGAGUCGUUUAUCUCCUCACUUUUUGCAGGACAACACGCCAGUCGGCUGCGCUGUACAACUUGCAAGCGCACGUCGACCACAUACGAAGCCUUCUACAGCAUCAGCGUUGAGAUUCCGCCAUCGGGAACCGGUGAUAUAUAUCAGUGUCUGCGGAGCUAUUGCAAGGAGGAGAUGUUAAGCGGCGAUGAGGUGUGGAAAUGUCCGUACUGCAAGUGUGAGCGGGUGGCGACCAAACAAAUCAUCAUAACCCGCGCACCGCAAAUCCUCGUGAUCCACUUCAAGCGGUUCUCCGCUUCCAAGACACAGUCGGCGCGCAAGAUUCACACGCCCAUUGACUUUCCUCUCUAUGGCCUCCGCAUGGAUGAGUUUGUAAUACCCUAUCCACCGGCCACCGCCUCGAAUGGCGAUUCGGUUCAAUCAUCGCCGGGGUCUUUACUUUCUCCGACGACACCGCCCUUCACUUAUGAUGCCUAUGCGGUCCUGCGCCAUCUGGGCUCGUCCAUGAGUGGUGGGCAUUACGUCUCCCUCGUCCGAGAUGCGCAGCGUCAGUGCUGGCGCAAAUUCGACGAUGAGCGUGUUAGUGACUUUAACCCGCGAGAUCUGCGAUUUUCGGAUCGCCUGCAGAAUGAGCAGGCGUACAUUGUCUUCUACGAGCGGGUUCCCGCCAAAUAA